Molecule: messenger RNA, 2242 nt
Organism: Entelurus aequoreus (snake pipefish)
Lineage: Eukaryota; Metazoa; Chordata; Actinopteri; Syngnathiformes; Syngnathidae
Product: olfactory receptor 10J4-like
Exons: 3
Coding region: 779-1714 (311 amino acids)
Biological process (GO): G protein-coupled receptor signaling pathway
Cellular component (GO): membrane
Molecular function (GO): G protein-coupled receptor activity; olfactory receptor activity
Source: RefSeq, a predicted model, not a curated record
ACUAUGAAGUGCAACAGCUUUGAGGUGGUCCUACAUCUUACACUUUUCAGCAUUGACUGCUCACAACAAGUUCCAUCAACAUCACCGUGAAGACUUAGAGGAGCUUGUUGACAUGACAGCAUCUCUUGAUGGAGGACUUGAUGAGAUCCAUGGAGGGAUCAGACUUCUUACUGCUGUCAGCCAUGUCUUUUGACAGGUGAGUGUGAAGAGGAUGAGAACAUGAGGCCUGAUUUCCAAUUGGAAAAAGGUGUGUUCAUGCACCAGGUGGAGGCCUUGAAGAACAGCAGGUGUUGGAAGCGCCAUCAUAAAUCAUUGAUCAUGGAUGAAUCACGAUGACACCGAGCCAACGAAAAAAAGUGUAACGACAUCAGCAGAAGGGAAAAAUGAACAUAUUUGGCUGCUUUCUGUUACAAAUCUUCGUGGCAGGCCCCUCCAUAUACGUAGUGUAGGGCCCCGCAAUCCGUGGGGGCCAUGUUUUGCACCAAGAAGCACAUGUAAAAGGCCAAUUAAUGGAGAACACCUCAUCAAAUUUUAACCCUAGGCAAGAUUUGUCAUGAGUUUGCAUCACAUUUUACAAAUUAAAGUCUUGGGAGGGUUAAAGUAAAAGAGGAGAACGCCUCUUCAACUUGGAGGCCAAUCGCAGGCAGUCUUCAUCCUGUGAGUCAUCCUUAUAAGGUGGACGACUUCUUACUCUUCUCAGCAUUGACUGCUCACAACAAGUUCCAUCAACAUCACCGUGAAGACUUGGAGGAGCUUGUCGACAUGACAGCAUCUUUUGAUGGAGGACUUGAUGGAUGCAGAAUUCAAUGGAACAUUUAUAACUCUUGGUGGCUUUGUAGAAAUGGACAAGUUUAGAUAUCUUUACUUUGUCAUCUUGUUGACAUUAUAUAUUCUCAUCCUCUGCACUAACUGCACCAUUAUAUGUCUAAUCUGGAUCCACAGGAACCUUCAUGAGCCUAUGUACAUUUUCAUUGCAGCUUUGUCACUCAACUCUCUUUUGUUUAGCACUGCUCUCUACCCCAAACUUUUCUUUGAUGUCUUAUCUCAAAAACAGACCAUUUCUUAUCCUGCUUGUCUGUUUCAAUAUUUUCUCUAUUAUUCUUUUGGUGCUUCAGACUUCUUACUGUUGUCAGCCAUGUCUUAUGACAGGUAUGUGUCUAUCUGCAAACCUCUGCAGUAUCCAACUAUCAUGGGAAAAAGAACUGUUGUUGUCCUCUUGACUUUGGCCUGGUUUCUACCUGCAUGUGAGGAUGUGGUGCCAACUGUGAUUAAUUCUCAACAAAAACUUUGUGACUUUACAACAAAAGGCAUUUUUUGUAACAAUACAAUUUUUAAGCUUCACUGUGUAAAAUCAGCAUUUCUUAAGGCUCAUGGUUUGUUUGUAAUGAUGAAUCUUGUUGUUGUUCCUGUGAUGUUCAUCCUUUUUACGUACAUAAAGAUAUUUAUAGUAACUUAUCACAGUUGUGCAGAAGUCAGGAAAAAAGCGGCAGAGACAUGUUUACCUCACCUGAUGGUUUUAUUCAGCUUCUCUUGUUUGUGUCUGUUUGAUGUCAUCAUUGCUCGAUUGGAGUCAGGUCUUUCAAAAUUUGUAGGUUUAAUAAUGACUUUACAAAUACUUGUGUAUAAUCCUCUGUUCAAUCCGAUCAUUUAUGGAGUGAAAAUGAAAGAAAUCUGGAAGCACAUCAAGAGAUUGUUUUAUCAACUGGUGCACUAAAGAAAAUGAUCCCACUUGUUCGCUACUUGGAUGAGAGGGGAAACGUCUUCUAAGACAAACCAAACAGUCCAGUUGUGAUCGUUUGAAUGCCCUGAGAACACAAUGACCCGGGUGAGUGACAACAUCCAUAGACAUAGGAUUGAAGUCUUUAUUUUCCCAAGUGAUUCUUUAAGAAAAGUCAUUCACAUCAUCAUAUGGUGUUUAUAAGAUGUAUACAUGGAAGAAAAAGGAAGCGAAGAGCCGUGCUGUCUGUUGUCAUUUUAUAUGAAUAAUUGUAUUGCUUUAUCAACAUUAAGUUAAUGCUAAGUCAAUAUCCUGCAUUUAUUGACACAUUUAUACAUUGGUUGUCACUUUCAACUUCUGUACUAAUUUAUUGUAAAUGUAACUAUAAUUUCAAUUGUGCAUAUGACAACUCACAUUUUAAUUUGAAUUGUGAUUUUUAUUUUAUUUUAUGGCUUCUUGUAAUUUUCUGUAAAACCCUUUAAAAUUCCUUGUGUAUGAAUUGUGCUCUAUAAAUAAACUUGUCGU